UCGAAUUCACCACUCCUCUCUUUCGUCCAUAGCUCUUCAUGCUCUCGAUCCGCUCUUGGACUGGUCUUUAAUAUUUCCCACUUCUCCUUGAUGGUCUUCUGCUUCAUCAAUUUCCAUCGUCCUGUUCCAUCGAUUGUUUUCCAGCCCGCUCCUUCCCAUCUUUGCUGACGUACACACCAACACUGCCCCGCUGGAGUCUCCAGGCUCCCCAGAGUGUCUCCAAACAAACCUCUCCAGAUACGCUCUCCACCUUAAGCGUCGUUUCUACCGAAAUUGGACCUGUUCAAUCAUCCGUAUUACGUUACUUCCUUCUUGGAGCGUUCCUGUUUGAUCCGCCGUCGUAAUGACGUCCCCGCCGUUCAAGGUCAAGGCGGUGUACGAAUACACUUCACCCCACGAUGACGAUCUGAAUUUCAAAGACGGUCAGAUCAUCACCGUCACCGAAGAGGAGGAUGCCGACUGGUAUGUUGGCGAAUACGCCGAUGCUUCCGGAGAGCAGAAAUCCGGCCUGUUUCCCAGAAACUUCGUCGAGAAAUAUGAACCCGCGCCACCUCCACGACCCAACCGAGCAUCCAGACCCAAACCGACGGAACCGGUUCCUGAGAAGGCACCAGCACCCGAAGAGCCAUCAGAGCCGCCGAUCGUUCUGGCUACAAAACCGGAACCCGUCAAAGAAGAGCCGGUAGCAGCACCCCAAGAAAUACCAGCCCCCGUUCCUCUCGCAUCUCCUCAACGCGAGGAGCCUGAAAUCAAAUAUGAACCCGCUCCUGCACCAAAGCCGGUUCCUGCUGCCCCUACUCAGUCCGAGGCUCCAGCUCCACCUGUCGAAAAGAAACCUCCACCGGUAGCAGCCAAAUCGAACGCCUUCAAAGACCGCAUCGCAGCUUUCAACAAAACUGCCGCUCCACCAAUUGCCCCGUUCAAACCCGGCGGAUCUUCCAGCACCACCUUUAUCAAGAAGCCGUUUGUUGCUCCUCCACCAAGCCGAGACGCAUAUGUCCCGCCACCCCGUGACGCCCCAACACAAAAGUUGUACAAGAGAGACGAAGAUCCUGAAAUUGCGGAGCGACGGGCACAAGACCAAGAAAUCGCGGAAAAGGCUGGCUUGGUUGGGGAUGCUGCAAACGAGGGCGGCGAAGAUGCUCCCAAGCCUCAGAGCCUGAAAGAGAGGAUUGCGUUGCUCCAGAAGCAACAAAUGGAGCAGGCCGCCAAGAGAAGCGAAAGCACUCAGAAAGAGAAGCCUAAGCGGCCUCCCAAGAAGCGCGUUGAAUCACACGACAAGGAUACACCGCAAGCCACCAGCGUGGAGCCGGAACCAACCGCCUCGGCCGAUGCUCCCAUGUCAUCCGACGAACCUCAUGAGCAUGCCCAUCAACCCGCCCUCACUCGGAUGACAUCAAAGACUUCAAAGCCGAGCGAACCGCGCGAUCGGGAACCAGUUAGUGACGGAAAUGACGCGGAUCAGUCCGGCCUUGGUGACACUACAGAAGACGCGGGAGAAACCUCGACUGGCCUUGAUGACGAAGAAGUGGAACCCAAAGCUCCAGGAAAGGUGCCGCAGCCUGCCGCAACCGCCCAGCAAGCAGAUGUAGGAGAUGAAGAGGAUACAACGGAAGACGAUAUGGAUGAGGAAGCUCAACGACAACUCGCGCUUCGUGAACGCAUGGCGAAGUUGAGCGGCGGCAUGGGCAUGGCUGGCAUGUUUGGUAUGCCGGCCCCUGCCGGAGCACCCAAGAAGAAGAAACCGUCAGAAAAGAUACUAGAGGAGGAGGCUGAGCCCGCACCCGCACCCUCGUCGGCACCUAGGGUUCCGAUGAUCCCCAUUCCAGGAAUGGGUGCUCCCCGAGCUCCAGAGGAGCCGUCUGAAUCGAGUCCCGCGCAUGACGAGGACGACGACGACGACGCAGAAACAAUCGCUCAGGAAGAGCCGCCAUCGCGUCCCUCCCUCGCCCAAGAUCGCGGUGCACCACCACCAGUCCCAACUCAAGAACGGCCGGCGCCACCACCGGUGCCGAGCGAUCGCCCGAAGGCAGAGGCUACGCCCAUAGAGCCACCGCGAUCGUUGAUCCAAUCCCCUAGUGCAGGCUCCGAGUCCGAUGACGAGAUGCCUCAAAGCUCGGGAGAUAAUAGUCUCCCUCUCCGUGGAGCACCCCCACCCAUCCCGACGGCGAGCAUACCUCCUAUGCCGUCAAGGCCGCAGGGGCAGUCGACUCCAAAACGUACUUCCGUGCACAGUCCCCUUGCGAUGUCUCCGACUUCACCGGGAGGGUCAGGACGAGUGCCAGUGUUCCCAAUGGGCGGCAUGCCUAGUGCAACGGCAUCUAGGCCACCACCACCUCCGCCUCCGGGAGCUCCUCCGAGCAGGCAAGGCACAUCCGAGAGCCUGUCACGAUCGAUCGCCGGUGGAGAUGGCGUGGAAGGGGAGAGUGAAUACGAAGGCGACUAUGACACUGACAUUGCUUCUGGCGCUAAGCAUAAGGAUGCUCUCAAAGCACAUAUCCGAGAGCCAAGCAUCGAUGGCAGCACCGUAGCCGAUGAUAAUUCCACGCGUGGGGCUCCUCCUCUUCCGCCUAUUCAUCGAGCUGUCCCCCCGCCGCCGCCUCAACAAGCACCCCCAAGGCGCUCCGUUGACGGGCCCAGGGCCCCGCCGCCCCCAGUUCCGCCGCCACGGGAUACACUUGCCGAAGAGGAGGAGUAUGACCCGUACAAGUACACGUCACCGACAUCCCGACCGGUUCCUUCUCGGGCCGCCCCUCCUCCCGCGCCUGUCGGUCCGCCUCCUCCACCAGCUCCGCAAGCAACUCCGCGUGAAGAGGACGACGAGGAUGACCUGUAUGGAGCACCCCCGCCUCGCAAGUCCGUAGACCGCCCUCCACCUCCACCUCCUCAAUCACCUCCCGUCCACCAGCACCCGAUACCACAUCUGCCACAGGGCCACGCUCCGCCUCCCCCGGCAGCGGUGCCAGCCGCGCCCGGAAGGAGCUCGAGUCGAGCCGCACCACGUCCAUCACAAGAUAUCGAGCAGCCUCCUUCCCAUUCCCGCAAGUCCACUGACGUGUCGCGUCAAUCCCACGACCAGAGCUACAUGGCCCGCGACGUCGAUCUGGACCGCGCCACGCUGUGGUACUCCCACCCGAACGGCCUCCCCCCCAGCCUGCAAACCCGCCGCGACGUCCUAAUUGAACACGGCGAGCGCUCCACUGCCCAGCGAGGCGACAAGACCAUCGCCUCCCGCGACAUCUUCGUCCUCUACCCCGACUACAGCCAGACCACCAUCUCCACCCGCUACAAUGUCGCCCACGCCCCCGACUGCCGCCUCGACCAACGCCACGACCCGCCCCCGCCCCCACCCCGCCAAGACGCCCUCGAAGCCGCCCACGCCACCUUCGGCGCCAAGAUCGCCGACGACGUCGCCCACAAAGCCAACGCCCUCAUCGGCGACGGGACCCCCCUCGCACUCAUCUACGAGCUCUUCCGACCCCAUGCCACAGCGCUCCCGCCGAUCGGCGCGCGCUCGUUCGGCGUACCCAUCUACACGAACCUCGCGAACUCGUCGGUCGCGCAGUCGGACGAGAUCCGGCCGGGCGACAUCAUCACGUUCCGCAACGCGAAAUUCCAAGGAAAGCAUGGGGCGAUGCACGCGAAGUACACGGCGGAGGUGGGGAUGGGAGGGUUGCAUGCGGCGGUGGUGAUAGAGUGGGAUGGGACGAAGAAGAAGGUGCGCGGGUACGAGCAGGUGGCGGAGGGGAAGAAGGGGAAGGUUCGAGCGGAGAGUUGGCGGGUGGGGGAUUUGCGGAGUGGGGAGGUGAAGGUGUGGAGGGUGGUGGGGAGGGAUUGGGUGGGGUGGGAGUAG
Eremomyces bilateralis CBS 781.70 is the source of this 3853-nucleotide messenger RNA. RefSeq lists its product as uncharacterized. Gene Ontology annotation, molecular function: protein binding. The record is from RefSeq and is a predicted model, not a curated record. The transcript has 3 exons. The coding region runs from base 344 to 3853 and encodes 1169 amino acids. Lineage: Eukaryota; Fungi; Ascomycota; Dothideomycetes; Eremomycetales; Eremomycetaceae.